Messenger RNA from Prinia subflava (tawny-flanked prinia), 3237 nucleotides. RefSeq names its product interleukin 7 (gene IL7). Gene Ontology annotation, molecular function: interleukin-7 receptor binding; growth factor activity. Gene Ontology annotation, cellular component: extracellular region. The transcript is spliced from 5 exons. Gene Ontology annotation, biological process: immune response. Bases 1729 to 2268 code for a protein of 179 amino acids. The record is from RefSeq and is a predicted model, not a curated record. Lineage: Eukaryota; Metazoa; Chordata; Aves; Passeriformes; Cisticolidae.
GUAGAACUGAUAGUCACAAAUUUGCUUGCAUUACACCAGAUACUAAUCUCCCCCUAAAAGAAGACUCCUGUGGCAUUCUCUGAGGUGAGCAUGCCAACAAAUUAAAAUGCACAGAGAUGUUUUCAGACAAUAUUUGACAGAAGAGAAAAAAGAAAACAGCAAAUGAAAACAAGCAAAAAAGUGACAACUUAAGACACAAUAAGAACUAGAUAAUUUAGCCAUUAAUGAGGCAAAAAUCCUUGUUCAAAUUCAAGAACUGAAUAAUACAUCACAUACAGUCUGGCACUCACUUAAGGAACAAACAAGUAUAGGUGCUCCUUGUGUGGAACUGUGUUGAUACCAAUCCCUACUCUUUGCCCAAAUCGUAGUCAUGAGCAAUCAUUAGUAAAAUUAAGCAGCUCAAAGGUGAAGGGGUGGAAAACCACCUCCCUCUUGAAUCUUGACAGAAUACUUCUGAAGAAGAAUUGAUUAAAUUCUUUUCCACAGAAAAAGAAAUGUAUAGCCAAUCUAAAGCAGAGUCUAAUUCACAGACAAUAAGGGAGGCUAAGGACCUCCUCACACAGGAAGGACGCAGCACAAUUUCAGUUCAAGAGAAUGGGAGGAAACUAUCCUGAGCAUUCCCCAUAUUUGCUCCUUAGUAUUCACACCUCAGUGUCUAUCUCCCCUUAGGAAAGUACUCUUGUGAGAAGAAAGAGGGGUUAUGGAAUCAGCACUCUGUUCUUGUGCAGAGCAGGAGAAGUGAUGUAGAACUCAAAACUCAGACAGUUUCUGGGCAGGAGACGUGAAGGGAUCACUACUAAGAUAUUUCAUACCCUGUUUUAUUCCAAGCUUUCUGAACUGCACAUGAAAAUUUUUGCAUUCUGAAUUUACCUGGAAAACACAUCGUUCUACAGGUUUGCCUUUUAGAAUAUGGAUGUCUUCUAGACUGAAACAUUUUCCUGAGCCAUUCACCAUCCUUUGUUAAUCCUUUCAGAAUCCACAAAAUGUUUUUGCGGGGAAAGACAGGGAGGGUAGGGGGGGAAAGGGUUUAGACGACGAACUCUGCAGAAACUAUCCACCUUUUGCUUCUGAGCCCAUGCCAACAGCCUGGGGUAACCCUUGACCGGAGACAGAGCCCUCUUGGCAGUCCCGCCUUUCACAACCCAUCCAAGGGCAGCUGAGGGAGCGAAAGGGCAGCGCAUCAGCUUUCAAGCUAAGCCGCUCUCUGAAAAAGCGACUCCACAACACGCAGUGAUUUUUUUUUUUUUUUUUUUUUUUUUUAAGGAUAUCCUCCCCGCGGAUGAACGGCUCUUUCCACUCGCGGUGCCAAGAUCCAUCCUUCCCUCCCCGGCCGCACACACGGCACUGGGCGUGUAGCCGGGGCUCUAUGUAACCCCUGCCGGCACGGCCCGGCCCCGCCACACCGCUCCGCCGGGCCCGCGGCGCUCCGGGCGGGGAGCGGGGAUGCCGCCUGGCCCGGGGGCAGCCCCGCCGCGGCGGAGCAGAAAGUGAAAGUACCCGCGGCCGGCGCAGCCCCAUGGGAAAGGCAAAGCGCGGCCGCCCCGCCGCCGCUCCGGACAGCGCCGCGGCCCCCGCGGGCGGGCGGGCGCCGGGGGGCUGCUGAGCCGGCCCGGCCCCUCCCGGGCCCUGCGCGGCGCUCCGCGGGCUGCGGCCGUCAUGGGCAAGGCGGCGCCGCCACCAUGACCGCGGACCCGUCGGCGCGGCUCCCCGACAGCGUCCGCACGGACCAUGUUCCAUGCCUUUUUUAGAUCUACCUUACCAGUUCUGCCACUGCUCCUUGUUCUGUCUCCAGUGAAUGCAUCUAGUUGUGCAGUGGGAAAUAAAACAACUGAAAUUCGCAUGAAGUAUGAGAAUAUACUAAGUCACGACAUCAUUGAGCUGGUAAAUAUGUCUGCAGAGAAUCCUGACAGGUGCUGCAAGAAUAAAAAAUAUGAAAAUAUCAAAGUGUUUUUCUGCAAUGAUACUGAGGAAAUAGAAUCACUACAGAGCAUGGCGUGCAACAUGCUCAGAUUUCUUAAUAAGCCAAGAAUCAGCAAAGCCUUCAGACAGAAAGCAGCAUUCGUCUCAUGUGGGACAUUACAAGUUCUACGGUGUAAAUGUGAAAGACCUAAAAAAGAAAAGGCUUGCUCACGUGUAUUUAAUACAGAAGAUACAGAGACAGGUGAACAGUCCAGAAAGAAAUGUAACCAAGAAGUUUGUGAACUGAAAGAAAAUAUAUCUAGCCUUCGAUCCUGCUGGAAUAAAUUUGAAAAAAUAAUUUCCAGGUGAUUGCAGGUGAAUCCUGAUCUUUUCUUUCAAAGUGGCAUUACUUGGUAUCAUUGCAUUUUAUAUGCAUACUUCAAGUAACUUUGCUCGUUUAUAUGAACACUUUAUGCCAGAAGUCUGAUGGAAGGCUACUGUACCUUGUUCCUGGAGACAACAGAAACAGAAAUGGCUGAACCAAGCUGCUGAAGUCCAAAAAGUGGGAAUGGAAGACCAGCAUUUGAAACAAAGGACUCUGCAGAAGUCUGUGUCCAACCUUUGUGCUCUGGAAACUACUUUGAAUUUUCUGAUUUUUCAAGUAACUUUGUAAUACUGUCAUAUGAAAGCAGGCACAUGUCUACUGAAAUUUAUAAAAACAUCUGGGAAUCUGUAGAUGAAAAAAAGCAGCUUUCUUUAUAUCUAUGUAAAAUGCAUCAAGGACCAAAAGUAACAAUCUACCAAAGCAGCAGCUUUUCUUGGGUAUGUUCUCCUGACACCAAAGUGUUUUUGGUGUGGGUCUGAUGGGUCUGCUAACUGACUUGGGUUUGGAAAAACAGGGAAAAAGUUAGCUUUUUGAAAAGCUUAGAAAGGGUACUGAUUUUUGAGAGAUGCAGCACGCUUCUGCUGGCUGAAGCACAGGCAAGACUGAAUCCUGUGGAAGAAAAAGGAGAUGCCUGAAUGUAGGUUGUUCAGUUGACUGGAAACAGCAGUACACUCAUGCAUUUGAUCAGCCCAGAGUUAGCUGCAGGAGGACCUAGAAUUCCUUAGCUUCAGAUUGUGAUUUCUCAUAUGCUAUUAUUUUAUAUAACAUGUUUAAAGAUGUUAGGUAAACAUGACUUAAAAUGUGUGAAUAUUGUCAGAGAAUAAUAUAUUGGCAUUUAACUAAUAAAGUGCUCAUAUUUAAUUUUGAAUAAAUAUAAGUAUUUUUAUAUUUGUUUACUACUCUUUUGCAGUUACUUUGAUAUAACUCCUUUGGUAAUAAAAUAUUUGUCUUCU